Molecule: messenger RNA, 1107 nt
Organism: Colletotrichum scovillei
Lineage: Eukaryota; Fungi; Ascomycota; Sordariomycetes; Glomerellales; Glomerellaceae
Exons: 3
Coding region: 1-1107 (368 amino acids)
Source: RefSeq, a predicted model, not a curated record
AUGCUUUCUUUCACGGAUAUUGUAAUCGGCUCGGCCUUCCUGGCCGUUGCCCAUGGCCACGCUGCCAUUCUCGGUGCUCAGGGAGACGCCGGCUCACCUGCUAGUGUCGGGUUCCUGGUCGACCCGAACAUUGCCCGUAACUGCACGACUAUCAACCCCUGCCAGCAGGACGCCACGAUUAUCCGUGAUGCCGAGAUCAACAACAACGUCGUCAACGAGUGCGGACGCACCGAGAUUGCUGGCAACAUCGACAUUGGCGAGAACACCGAGAACGCCCUGGCAGCGAACCAGGUCACGCAGGUUAAGGCGGGCGGCACGGUCACAGUCACUAUCCACCAGGUCAACGCCGAUGGUGCUGGUCCCUUCUCAUGCGAUUUGGAUCAGACGAGCAACUCGCUCGCCGGCACCGGCCAGAUUCCUCUCGAGGUCACCAACAACGUUCCCGGCACCAACGGUUUCUCCCAGGCAAAGGCUCAGCAGUUCAACGUCACUGUCAAGAUGCCUGCUGACAUGAAGUGCACUGGAGCCUCUACCGGAAACGUCUGCACUGUCCGCUGCCGUAACAACGCCGUCGCCGGUCCCUUCGGUGGCUGCUUCCCCGUCCAGCAGACCGAUGUCACUCCUACUCAGAACACCCCCCAGAACAUCCAGACCGCCGCCAAGUUGAAGGGUGUUCUCUCGCAGGUUCAGCAGGAUAUUCAGGACUUCCCCGCCGCCGCUGCCGCCAACCAGAAAGACGGAACUCCCGAGCAGCUGGCCGCUGCUGAUGCCGCCAACAAGGUUCUGGGCGCUCCCCCCGUCACCGUCAAGGAGUUCCCCGUCGAGAACACCGGCCCCAGCCAGACCGGAGGCAACACCGCUGCUGCUCCCCCUGCCGCUGACCCCAACGCCGGCAACGCCAACGCUGGCAACGGCAACGCAAACACUGGAAACAACGGCGGUAACGCCGGCAAUGCCGGAAACGCCGGCGGCAACGGACGUGCACGCGGCAAGGGCCGGGCUGGCAAGCGUGGCAGAGCCGCCAAGCGUGAGGAGAGCGGAUCCCUUCGAUGGGCCAAGCGCUACGUCGUGCCCGGUGCCGACUUCCAGCCUGAGGUCAUGCCAUGA